Molecule: messenger RNA, 1062 nt
Organism: Monoraphidium neglectum
Lineage: Eukaryota; Viridiplantae; Chlorophyta; Chlorophyceae; Sphaeropleales; Selenastraceae
Product: aurora kinase, other
Exons: 7
Coding region: 1-1062 (353 amino acids)
Biological process (GO): regulation of cytokinesis; mitotic spindle organization; protein phosphorylation
Cellular component (GO): spindle pole centrosome; spindle midzone; spindle microtubule
Molecular function (GO): ATP binding; protein kinase activity
Source: RefSeq, a predicted model, not a curated record
AUGCUGUCUCAGCGCGCGGCGGCACCUGAUGCCGAUCUAGGUAUUGGCGGCAGCCUCUUUGAACCCAUGCUGCACAAGGCAGAGGCUGCCAGCCCCUCAUCCCCUAACCGGGACGGCGGCCUGAUCGCGGCCUUCCGCAGCAACCAAGCGGCCGGGUCCGAGGACAGCUCGGCCGCUGGCUGGUCGUCGGAUGGCGGCAGCUGCUCAACACCUGCCCAUGCGUCCACCGGCAGCAGCCGCACCGCCAACAUUUGCGAGGUCGUGUGCCGCUCGACCCGGCCGAUUGCACCCCUCGUCACCCCCUCGCCGGCCGCUGCGGCUCGGCAGCCGGCGGCGGCGGCAUCGGCGGCCGUCGCACAGCAGCAGCCGCAGCAGCAGCAGCCGCAGCAGCAGCAGCAGCAGCAGCAGCAGCAGCAGCAGCAGCAGCAGCAGCAGCAGCAGCAGCAGGCGGCGCGCAGCCACACAAAGCUGCUUGCGCUGUGCCCCACAGUGCCGCCGUCCAUGCAGCGUGAGUGCUGGUGCAUGGCUGAUUACCAGGUCCUCGAAAAGCUCUACACCGGGUAUGCAUCCAAGGUGUACAAGGCGAUCUGCAAGCGCACGCGCGAGGUGGUGGUGCUCAAGAGCUACCAGCUCAGCGCGAUCUGCGAGCUGUACCAGCACCAGAUCUUCAGGGAGGUCGGCCUGCACGCUAGCCUGAUGCAUGAGAACGUGGUCACCCUCUACGCCGCGUUCCAGGAGGGGGAGUUUGUGGUGAUGGUUCAGGAGUACGCGGACGGCGGCGACCUGUUUAGCCUGCUGCAGAAGUAUGGGGGGCGCCUUCACGAGCGCGCGGCGGUGUCCCUGGUGCUGGAGCCCUUCCUGCGCGCCCUGCAGUACCUGCACACUCGCGGCAUCGUGCACCGCGACAUCAAGCCCGAGAACAUCCUGUUUACCAGCGCCAUGUGCCUGAAGCUGGCCGACUUUGGUCUGGCUAUAGACCUGCGGCAGGAGCGCGCCGUCACGCGGGCUGGAACGCUGGACUACAUGGCCCCGGAGCUGAUCAGGGUGUGCGUACAAGUGUGA